This is a messenger RNA of Histoplasma mississippiense, 120 nucleotides long. RefSeq lists its product with no specific name. Lineage: Eukaryota; Fungi; Ascomycota; Eurotiomycetes; Onygenales; Ajellomycetaceae. The record is from RefSeq and is a predicted model, not a curated record. Bases 1 to 120 code for a protein of 39 amino acids. The transcript is spliced from 3 exons.
AUGAAGCUCAAAUCCUGGACGGUGAGAAUUACUAACCUCCAGGAGCCAGUGGAUCAACAGCGCGUUGACCACGAACCCAUCGCAUCUGGAAUUACAAUGAUGAGCUUGUGGGGCCUCUGA